UUGUGAUUAUGAAUAAAGUUAUGGAUGUUUUGUAAAAAAAAAUGUAUUUUGUGUGUCCUCAGUUUGAGAGAGAUGGAGGAGACAAGAAUAGUAGUAGCAGGUGGAUGGACCAAAAAAUGGCAUUCCUGCAUCCGUCCGUCUUUCUUGGCUGCCUGCCUCACUGACUGCCUUCCUUCCUCAACAAACCACAAUCUCUACCGGUUAAUUAAGAUCCUGGUAAUUAAUUACAUGCAUUCGUUAAUUCCCACUCCUCUCCUCUCCUGUAAUCGAUCGAUUCAUUCAGUCGUCCUUGUUAAUUUCAUUCAUUUCAUUUUGAUUAUGCAUCAUGCGUGCGUUCCCCCGUAGGAUUGGAGAUCAUUUCAUUCAUUCCUGAUCAUUCUUCUUCUGCUGUUAUUGUCUUGAUGAUGCAUGCAGAUCCACCAUGUUCAUGUUGUGAGCUCAUCGGGUGCGCCGGCGGUCGACCUGCGGUGGUGCCGGUGCCGGUGCCAUGGACGAGGAGGAGGAGAUUGAGGGGGUGCCGGCCUUCUUCCACCGCCACCCUCUCCUCCUCUGCUUCCUCCUCUUCCUCGCCUUCACCUACGCCUUGGUCUACCCCGUCUUCGCCUUCAUCCUCGCCGCCGCCCCCGUCCUCGUCCUCACCGCCCUCCUCCUCGGCCUCGUCCUCCUCCACAGCGUGCCCCAGGACCACGACCCACAUGUCUACAACAAGAUCAGCCACCGCCCACCUCAAGUCCAACCAAGCACCACAGGCGCCAUCACCACACAUCACCACCGACCCUCCCACGAAUCCAGCGACUCCUCCUCCUCCGUCGACGAAAAUGACCACCACCCACCCACCAUGUCCAACGCCACCUCGCACGCCUCCUUCCCCGACACCGCCGCCAACAGCGAAUCAGAAUCAACCGACUCUGACCACGAAGAAAAGCAGCACAACCACCAGCGCUCCGAGAAAAAGGACGCGGUGCGGGCCGUCGCGUGGACGGCUGAUGACGCCAAGAGCAUCGAGAACAUCGGCUCGCUCGAGCUCGAGAUGAACGCCACCGUCGAGAAGCUCAUGUCCAGGCGCCGCGCCCGCGGCCACCAGCGACCUCUCCACCACCACCACCACCAGCAGCACGUCAUGGAGCUUGACGACCCGUCCAAGCUCAGCAUCGCCACCAGGAAGAGGAACCCCUUCGACCUCGACGGGCCCUACGACGAAGACGACAACUUCCCCGACUCCGCACCCUCCAUGCUCGGCCUACGCCCCUCGCGCAACCCCUUCUUCGAUGAUAUGGACGACGAUCUCCAGCACCAAGCACCACCGGAGCCGUCGUCCAUCCCAGGGGCCCCGGCAGCGCAGAAGAAUGCCAUGCUGUUCCGACGGCAUGAGAGCUUCACCGUGGGUGCGCCGUACGUGAGCGACUUCCGGCCAUCCCGCUUCAGGCCCUACUUCGUCACCGAGAAGAUGCAGGGCCAGCCGGUGACGGUUCCCGAGGCCAGCCGCGAGAGCAGCUCCUCGUCCACGUCUUCCUCCUCUGCGGGUGCCACUGCUUAUGCCUAUGCCUAUGCCUAUGCCUACGCCUCCGCCAACAAAGAAGAAGAGGCAGCAGCAGAACAAGAAGAAGCUUUGGCAGCAGCAGAAGCAGAAGCAGCAACAAUGUUGGAGGAGGUGAAGCCUACCGUUGAGUACAGCAGCAGGUCUCAUGAGGUGGCGGCGGUGGACGUGGAGCUCAUCAGCGACUCUUCCGACGACGACAUGACACUGCCUGGUGGUGGCCAUGCCCAUAAAGGGCAGCAUGUACAGGCACAGCAGCAGCAGCAGCAGGAGGAGGAGGUGGCUGAGCAGGAGCAGCAAAUGAAGAUGGAGCAGGAGCAGGAGCAGCGAAUGAAGCAGCAGUUGGCUGAGCAGGAGCAGCGGAUGAAGCAGGCGGCUGAGCAAGAGCAGCAAAUGAAAAUGCAAAUGCAGCAGCAGCAGCAGCAGCAGCUGGCGUUAUCAGACGACGACGAGGGGGAUUCGUUUGAGGUGGAGAGCAUCACGAAACAAGUAGCAGCAGCGGCAGCGGGCAAAACCAAACAGCUUGAGACAGAUCCUGCGUACGACUAUAGCCCGUCAAAGACGGAGAAGGCAGCAUUUGCCCAGUUACCUCCUCCGGCGCCGCCAAAUAAGCUGCAGACGAUGCGGAGAGUGUUCUCAGAAGAAGACGCGGACGAGCCAUGGGCAGCGCCGAGCGGACUGGAGGAGACAGCUGAGGAUGAGGGCAGGGAGCAAGACCCUCCUCUUUCUGCUCCUGCUGCUGGUGCUGCCCCUCCUCUUUCUGCGGCCGCCAAGAAAGCUAUCGGCAAGUCCACCAAGUACAAGCCGCCAUCCAAGAAGGCAGUCUUAGGCUUCUUCCGCAAGUGACAACACAUGCGUCUUCUCUUCUCUUCUUCUCUGUAGUAGACAACACAUGCAUGCCUCCUAUACUCGAUCUCUCAGGACCUCAAUGUAAAAAAAACCCAAGGAAGAAAGCAAAUACGUACCUUUUACUGAUUCUUGCCUGCAGGCUCUGUACAUUAUUAUGUAGGAAGAUAUUCCUUACUUCAUCAUAUCGUAACGAAUCUUUAUGCUUUAGCAAUGCACCACCACGCGAAUUAUUCCAUCCAUAUGUAUGUACUCACUCAGAUUCCUUGUCUGACCACCAAGCAACCGUAUAAUAUUAAUACCGUGUUUCUAUAUUUC
Triticum dicoccoides is the source of this 2701-nucleotide messenger RNA. RefSeq names its product MAP7 domain-containing protein 1-like. The transcript has a single exon. Bases 488 to 2383 code for a protein of 631 amino acids. NCBI's taxonomy places the organism in Eukaryota, Viridiplantae, Streptophyta, Magnoliopsida, Poales, Poaceae. The record is from RefSeq and is a predicted model, not a curated record.